This is a messenger RNA of Acanthoscelides obtectus, 657 nucleotides long. The record is from the annotation of a GenBank genome assembly. Lineage: Eukaryota; Metazoa; Arthropoda; Insecta; Coleoptera; Chrysomelidae.
AUGGACAAGGUUGUUGUUGUAUUUGGCAUUGCAAGAGCUUGUCGAAUUUGUGAAAUCAGCCAGGUAACAUUAGAUGAUAUUGAAGAUUUGGGAACGUUAUUAAUUGUGAAAUUUGAAGAAACAAAGAAUUAUGUGAAAAGGAAAUGCGUAGUUACUGAAAAGAAAAUUAAAUUUUACCGAAUUUACGUAGCGCUUCGCCAAGCAGCACCUGCAGGCGCAGCAAAAUGUAAUAAUCAGGUUGUGGGUAAAAAUCAGUUUUACAAGGUUCCCGAAUCGCUAGCUAAUUUUCUUCAACUUGAAAAUGCUAACUCAUAUAUAGGUCAUUCAUUUCGAAGAUCGUCUGCUACACUUUUAGUUGAAACUGGGGGAGACUUAAUGACACUAAAGAAACAUGGUGGAUGGAAGUCAUCAACGGUCGCUGAAGGGCAUGUUGAUAAAUCGGUAGCACACAGGACAGAAAUAGCUAAUAAAGUGUUUAGAACGUGUGGUAGUGGUGAAAUAACACCGGAUUUGCGACCAAGUACAUCAGCGGGAGUUGUGGCGGCAGAAAAACAUAAAAUUUCAACACAAGAAAAUUCGACUGUACCGACACUAAGGAACGUGUCAUUCAUGCGAUGCAUUUUUAAUAAUUCUACCUUUGAUAUAAAGGAAAUGUAA